AUGGCGGCACAAGCUCAAAUAUCUUCUUUUGACCAAGAGACCCCUGAUUCACCUCGAGCAUCAAAAAUACCCUUGAAAUGGAUUAUAUUUGGAGUUAUUUUCUACAUAGCUUCUUUACUUACUGUCGGUCUACUAGCCGGUUUACUUCCGAAACGUGUUCAACAAAUACAAGUCAUAGGUACACCUGAACCAGAAAAACCGUCAACUAUCUCACAACCAACGCAAAGAACGUCAGUAUCCACACCCUUACCGUCAACCGACGACAACGUCAGUACCGACAUCUUUACUGUCACCCCGUACUAUGAACCGUGUAACGUAACAAACUUUCAAUGUUCACUCCCUAGUGAAUGUGAUAACCGUUUACCAGAAGGAAUUUUACCACUUCAUUACGAAUUAGAAUAUACAAUUGAAAGUAUGACACAAACAACUUUUAAAGGAUCAGUUAAAAUACAUUUUAAAUUGAAACAACCUUUAAAACGUCUAGUAUAUCACGUGAAACGAAUGACCAAACUAUGCCUACCCAUUCUUAAAUAUGGAGAUGUAACAGAGGAUGUAAAUAUGUCACUUUGUUUGCAGAACGAAUGUGUUAUUCUAGAAAAACAUUCUGGUAAAUUAUUUACAGAAGAUGAUACAAUAAAUUAUACUCUCUAUCAAGAUUUUGAAAGUAAUUUGAAUGAUGGCAAUGUGGGAUUUUAUCAAAGUGAAUUUAAAGAUACGAAUGGUGAUAGGAAGCUUUUGGCAACAAAAUUUCAACCAACAGAUGCGAGAAAAGCAUUUCCAUGCUUUGAUGAACCAAAAUUAAAAGCAACAUUUAAAAUAACAAUUAUCCAUCCACAAAAUACAAUUGCAUUAGCUAAUUUUCCUGAAGAGAGUUCGGAAAAUCAAGACAGUUUAAAACGAACAACAUUUCAAGAAACAUUCAAAAUGAGUACUUAUUUGGCUGCUUGGGCUGUGGUUCCAAGUGACUUUGGUAUGCAAUCGAUAGUACAUGAAAAUCGAUUACUUCGCAUAUGGGCGAGAAAAGGGCCAACAGAUAAAAACCAAACAUUAUUUGCCUUGGAAGUUGCUCGUGAGGCAGUUACUUAUUUUAGCGAAUAUUUUAAUAUGAUUGACGCGUUACCACCCAAAAAAAUUGAUUUAUUGGCUGUUCCAGAUUUUGCGAGUGGGGCUAUGGAAAACUGGGGUUUAAUUUCAUUUAGGGAAGAUCGACUUAUAUUGGAUGAAAAAUAUGGUGCAGCUCAACAAAAACAAACAAUGGCAGAAACCAUAUCUCAUGAAUUAGCACAUUUUUGGUUUGGAAAUUAUGUAACGUGUGAAUGGUGGGAUGAUCUGUGGUUAAACGAAGCAAUGGCAACAUGGCUCUCUUACAAGCCAUUAAUUAAAAAUCAUUCAGAGUGGCGUAUGGAUUUGCAAGCAUUAACAGAAGAUGUCAUUGGCGUUAUGUGGGAUGAUGCUAAACCAAGUUCACAUCCAAUAUCAGUUCAAAAUGUUACUACAGCUGCUCAAAUAACAAGUUUAUUUGAUUCUAUCACCUAUUCUAAAGGAGCUAGUAUUUUACGUAUGUUAGAAAAAAUUGUAGGUGAGAAUAAAUUUCGAGAUGGAUUAAGAACUUAUUUGAGUCAAAAUGCAUUUGACGUUGGAAAUCCAGACAAUUUCUAUAAUGAUUUUACAUUUCCAAAUUCUCUUACUGGUAAAGACUUGAUGAAUAAUUGGUUAGAUGAAUUAAAUUAUCCAUUACUAAAUGUACAUAUGACAGUAAAUGACAACGGUACGAUAUUAAAUUUUACUCAAAGUCGAUUUUUAAUAUCAGAUGCACUGGAUUCUUCAAAUUUAAAUCAAAGUUAUAGAUGGAUAUUAUAUAUCGAAUGCGUUUUAGGUGGUAAUCCUAUUAAUGGUAUUCAUACAUCCAAUAUCGAAUCACUUCCAUCCUUCUAUUUCUCAACACAACAAGAGAUCCAAACACUGAAUAAUAAAUAUUUUACGUGGAUCAAGUGUAAUAGAAAUUUUACUGGAUUCUACGUGACUAGCUAUAGUUAUACAGACAAAAAUUCUACAACAGAAGCAUCAUCAAAUCAAAUGUGGAAACAUUUUGAAAGUGUAUUACUGGAUGCACCAGAAUAUUUUUCUGAUGAAGAUAAAACAAAUUUAAUACAUGACGCAUUUUUAUUGAGUUAUAAAGGUGUUAUCGAAUAUGAAGCACCUUUGAGAAUAGUGAAAACACUUCGAACAACAAAUAACAAACAAUAUGUACUAUGGAAAACAUUUCAAUGGCAUUGGGAUAAUUUGGCGAAUGUAAUGGAACAUCGAGAAAAGUUUAACCUUUUUCAAAUAUUCUUAAUCAAUCAAAUUCUUCCAAGUGAUGGUUCAAUCACACUAGAUAAUAUCGUAGCACCUGCAACGGAUCAUAAUGAAAGAUUAUUACGAGCACUACAAUUUAGUAGUCUAUGUCGUAUGAAUAGCACGGAUGCAUUGAAAAAAGCCAGUGAACUAUUCAAAAGCAUUCCUCUAAGUUAUUUUCAAAACAAUGAUAAUGUCAGUUUGAAUAUUAGUGAUGAUUUUCUAUCAACAGUUUAUACAUGUCACAUUCGAAAUACAAAUAAUGAUGACGACUGGGAAACAUUAUAUAAGUAUUAUCAACUUGCUCUAUCACCGCAAGAACAACUACGAGCAUUAAAUGCAAUUAGCAAUUCAAAGAAUACUGUUAAAUUGCAACGAUUAUUGCAAGAGGGCUCGGCUAAUUCGAGUAUAUUCAAAAUACAAGACUUUUUUAGUAUGUUUUCUUCUAUAUCGCACAAUCCUACAGGCCGAUCGAUUGCAUGGAAUUUUUAUCGUGAUCAUUUUCAAGAAUUGAUUGACAGGUUUGGUAUAGAUAAUCGUCGAUUAGGUACAUUAGUCUUGAGUAUUGCACGAUCGUUUGAUAGUGCUACUCAUAUUAAUGAGGUAAUUAAACAAACAUGCUUAGAGUGAUAUAUUUUUUCUCUCAAUGUGUCUAUUUAUGCCAGAUGGAAGAAUUUUUUGACAAAUAUCCCAUCAGUGGAGCAGGUGCAACAGCUCGAAAACAAGCAGUGGACUUGGUGAUGAUGAAUGGCGAAUGGGUAAAAAACAGAGAAGACAAUUUGCUUCUAUAUACACAGAUAUAGCCAAAAAUAGUCAAUAUAAUAUCGAUCAAAAGAAAUAACUUCGGUAAAACUGAUAUAAUUAUUAUUUCUUAAGAAUAUUGAUAUAUUAACAAGAAGAAAUAGAUAUACUUUUUGAAUCGUGUGUUAUAGAUAAUUGUAUGUGCAAUCUCUCUCUCUUCCAGCUGGAUAAUUCUGUAUAAAACCAGCAAGAAAUGCUCUUCGUUUUAUGUUAUGAAUAAAAGAAUAGCGCAAAAAAUAUCGUUUUAUCACACAUGUUUGUUGUUUCUAUCUUUGAAAUCCAUAAUGAAUCUGAUCUAAACUCUCACUCUCAUGAUCUGUGCUAAACGCUCCGAAUUAUCUUCAAUCUAUUCACAUCACUGACGUUCUCACAAUAAAUACCUAAGGAUUUCAACUGACUAAACACUUGUUUGAAGAAUUUUUUAUGCGUUUUCUAGAUAAUCUAAAACUAGAGUACUCUUAAUUAGAGACACUCUUUGAAAUUUUCGUUCUCUUUUUUUGCUAUUUCUUGGCCGUCUUUGUUUUACUGCACGAGUGUAUGCAAUGGGCCCCUGUCGUUAAAAUCUAUCGCUACUACCCAUGGAAAAAAGUGAAUAAAAUAGAACGGUCAAAAACGCCUUUUUUAAAAGAAUAAAACUCACGAUCGGAAAAAGUUGCUAUUGAACAAAGUGGUAGAUCGAACAUUUUCCUACACGCACAUGUAAAAAUCUUUUGAAAAUCUCCGACCAGUUUUGAGCCAGAUCAAAAAUGCAAAGAGCUC
Molecule: messenger RNA, 3897 nt
Organism: Didymodactylos carnosus
Lineage: Eukaryota; Metazoa; Rotifera; Eurotatoria; Philodinida; Philodinidae
Source: the annotation of a GenBank genome assembly